Molecule: messenger RNA, 934 nt
Organism: Macadamia integrifolia
Lineage: Eukaryota; Viridiplantae; Streptophyta; Magnoliopsida; Proteales; Proteaceae
Product: potassium channel SKOR-like
Exons: 4
Coding region: 65-790 (241 amino acids)
Biological process (GO): potassium ion transport
Molecular function (GO): voltage-gated potassium channel activity
Source: RefSeq, a predicted model, not a curated record
GUGUGAGUUGGCGACUGCUUUAUAUAAAUAUUACUUACCUCUUCAUAAGCUUCCCCUGCUUUAUAUGCCCAAUCCGCAGACAUUUAUCGUCUCCGUGACUACUGAAACAACGAGUUUUCUGAUUACGAGGUUGAAUAAUAUCAUCAAAUUCACCGGCGGGAAAGAUCAACUGCAGAUUUUCGAUUUAAUUUCUGAUCGACGACGGACGACGAUGGGGAGAAGUAAAGAGAUUGAAGGAGAUGACUCGUCGGAUGAAGUGGAGGAAUUCAAAAUUGAGGAAAUAAAGGAUCGAAUCCAGUCGUCCCAAGGGAGUCGAUUCACUCUGCUUGAGACUAGAUUCAAUGGAAAGAAACUGAGUCGAGAAAACCUCAUUAGAGGUAUCAAAGGCUUCGUCAUCCUUCCCGAUAACAGGUGGUAUCAGGCGUGGAAGCAUUUGAUAUUGAUAUGGGCUAUCUAUUCUUCUUUCUUCACCCCUUUCGAGUUUGGAUUCUUCAGAGGCUUGCCCAAUAAUUUAUUCAUACUCGACAUAGCUGGACAAGCAGCAUUCCUUGUGGACAUCAUUGUACAUUUCUUCGUCGCUUUCAGAGAUGAACAGACUUAUCGAAUGGUCUACAAUCGUAAUCGUAUCGCUCUCAGGUACUUGAAAUCGGGUUUCUUGGUAGAUUUUAUUGGUUGUCUACCUUGGGAUGCAAUUUACAAGGUAAUGUUCUUUUUUCAUAAUUAUUUUUGCUAUUCUGGACAUGCUUUUGAUCACCUGAACCAGAUUAUUCACUUUUGUACACAAUUAUAAGAUUUUUUCUUGGAUAAGGUUGGUUCUUUAAUGGGUUCUAUUUUUCCUUAGAGGAUUGUUACUCCAAAGUACAUAGAUAUGCUGAGGUGGUUCUAUUGUGGAAAUGAAAAUAGAAGGAGGUGUCAAUUUACAAAAAAUUGCCCC